AUGAGCGAGAGUCAAGUCUCCUUCAAGGUGUCCAUGAUGAGUGGCGUUGAAGGCAGUGUGACCGGUGAUGCCAGCGAGAAGGUCUUGGACGUCAGAAGUCGAAUCCUCGAAGCGCUGAACUUGGACGGGCUUUCUUUGUCCCUCUUCUUGGACUCAGCUGAAGGCGAAGAAGUCAAGGAUGCCCAAAGCAUCGCAGACCUGUCUGGCCGAAGUGUUCUUGCCGUUGUGCAAUCUGAGCCAGAAUGGUGCACCAACAAGUUCUUCAAGCAGGCUUACAUCCGUGGACGCCGUUGUGGAAUGGAAGAGACCUCUGAAGACACCGACCUGAAAGUCCAUGCAGGCGGUACAUUCACUUACAGCCACAAAUUUCACGACCACGAUGCUGAGUGCGGCUACAAUCAUGAUACGAACGUCACAGCGAAAGGCCAAUGGAAGGUCCGCUGGGAUGCUUCAAAGAAAGUUGAGGUCCUAGAACUCAAAGGAGAAGCGACCAAACAUGACAGGCAGCAUGUUGGCAGGGGAUGUUAUGAUGACUGGGACCGCGACAGCAACGACGGCGAAGGUGAGCCUGACGAAGAGGAAGAGGACACCAGUGCUGGCGACCGGAACUAUGACAGGACGACGACAGAAGUCUUUUGCAUGAGGCUUUCCAAGGAUGUCUUGAUGACCGAAGAUAAAGGACGGCAUACGCGGGGUGGCUGGAAGGUUUCUUCACUCGGUGAAUGA
This is a messenger RNA of Cladocopium goreaui, 726 nucleotides long. Lineage: Eukaryota; Dinophyceae; Suessiales; Symbiodiniaceae. The record is from the annotation of a GenBank genome assembly.